UAAUCUGGAUGGCGAAGUUCCAUCGCAGGGUGUGUUUAGUAAUGUGACUGGAUUUCUAUUUGAAGGGAAUUCAGGGCUUUGUGGUGGUAUUUCAGAAUUACAUUUGCCCCCAUGCCUGCCAGAAUCAAUGGAACACACCAUGAGAAAACGCAAUUUGGUUAUCACAAUAGCUACCCCAAUUGCUGGCAUAAUUCUAUGCUUGUGUGUGGUGCUUGUUUUCUUCACAAUAAGAAAGAAAUCAAAAGCUCGGUCCAAAACCAUGGGAGGAUUUCAACUUAUGGAUGACAAUUAUGUUAGAGUUACUUAUGCUGAAUUGGUCCAAGGAACAAGUGGCUUUGCUACAGACAAUUUGAUUGGUAGAGGACGAUAUGGAUCAGUGUAUAAGUGUAGUUUGCUGCUAAACACCAUGAUGACCACAGUAGCUGUGAAGGUGUUUGAUCUUCAGCAGUCUGGAUCUUCCAAAAGCUUUCUAGCUGAAUGUGAGGCACUUGGUAGGAUCCGCCAUCGAAAUUUGAUUAGUCAUAACUUGCUGCUCGAGCUCUGACUCAGACCAAAACGACUUCAAGGCCCUUGUGUUGGAGUUCAUGCCUAAUGGGAGCCUGGAUAGGUGGUUACACAUUGAUGUACAUGCAUCACAGCAACUGCAAGGUUUGACAUUGAUGCAGAGAUUAAAUAUUGCAGUUGAUAUCGCUGAUGCAUUAGAUUAUUUGCACAACAACUGUGAACCACCAAUAAUUCACUGCGACUUGAAGCCAAGCAACAUUCUUCUUAACGAGGAUUUAGUUGCGCACAUUGGGGACUUCGGCCUUGCAAAGAUUCUUUCUGAACCAGCAGCGGAGCAGCUGAUUAAUUCAAAGAGCUCCAUUGGAAUAAGAGGAACGAUUGGAUAUGUAGCUCCAGAGUAUGGCGAAGGUGGUCAAGUUUCUUCAUGUGGAGAUGCAUAUAGCUUCGGAACUGUCAUCCUCGAGUUGUUUACAGGCAUGGCACCAACUCAUGAUAUGCUCAGAGACGGGUUAACCUUGCAUAAGCAUGCCGAGAAUGCAUUUACAGGGAUGCUAAUGCAGAUUGUUGAUCCAGUACUACUUUCCAUUGAAGAAGCCAAUCUGACUAGUCUGCAGGAUGGAAGCAACACAAUGGAACAUGGCAGCAAUGCCAUAUUGUCUGUCAUGAAGGUUGCGCUAUCAUGCAGCAAUCAUGCACCAACAGAGAGGAUGUGCAUGAGAGAUGCUGCUGCUGCGAUUCGCAGGAUAACGGAUAGCUAUGUUAAAAAUAAGACAAACUGAGGAAGUUGUUGCAACUGCAUAUAACACAAAGCAUUUUGCUGAAACAAGAUCAGCACCUGAAACAUCCAGGUCAGCCCCCCUGAAGUGGCGUCAUGCUUAAUUUGCUUUGUAGUGGUUAUGUUUUGCAUUCCAAGUGUGGUGUUGUAUAUGUUAGUUUCUGCCUAGCCAUUAUCUUUUAGUUACAUACAUAUGUAAUUUGUUCAGAGAGGUCCAACGAGUGUUGAAGGCCUUAGCCUAGGCCAAGUCGGGCUUCCGAGCCUACUCUCUAAAAAGCAUAGUUUUAAAUAGCCGGCUAUAGCCCCGCUAUAGCUCCGCUAUAGCUGUUUGAGGGUGUUGCCGCUAAAUGAUUUCAUGUACAAUUUGCCACUAUAGCUCCGCUAUAGCCCAGCUAUAGCUGUUUUUAAGGGUCGCCGCUAAAUGCCAUAGCCCGCUAUUUAAAGAGUUGUGUAAAUGGAAGGCGGAUACAAGUCGCAUCUGGGUUGAGUUUGAAUAAGACAUUAUAUCUCAUCAGAUUUUAAAUUGGUGUUGUAUUGCAUUUGAGUUGGGAUGUAUCAGACCCGUCCGAUGUUGUUCUUGACUAG
Triticum dicoccoides is the source of this 1864-nucleotide messenger RNA. Its product is annotated as probable LRR receptor-like serine/threonine-protein kinase At3g47570. Gene Ontology annotation, biological process: protein phosphorylation. The record is from RefSeq and is a predicted model, not a curated record. The coding region runs from base 585 to 1283 and encodes 232 amino acids. NCBI's taxonomy places the organism in Eukaryota, Viridiplantae, Streptophyta, Magnoliopsida, Poales, Poaceae. The transcript has 2 exons. Gene Ontology annotation, cellular component: membrane. Gene Ontology annotation, molecular function: ATP binding; protein kinase activity.